Acanthosepion pharaonis is the source of this 471-nucleotide messenger RNA. NCBI's taxonomy places the organism in Eukaryota, Metazoa, Mollusca, Cephalopoda, Sepiida, Sepiidae. The record is from the annotation of a GenBank genome assembly.
AUGAACACCACCUUUCAAGAUUGCUACUCUCUUUUUUCAACUUCGCCCUUGUCUCUUCGCAUCAUUAUGGCUUCUCUUCUCCUUCUCGUUAUACGUAUUUCUCUAUCUCUUUACUUUAUAGCUCUCAUUAUAUCUCCUUACAGCUGUCUUAUCUAUCUAUCUACAUCUAUCUUUACAGCACACAUCUAUCUCUCUUUAUAUCUAUAUAUAACUCUCUCUUUAGAUCUAUCCACAGUUCUUUAUCGAUUGAUCCACAACUCUAUCUAUAACUCUUUCUUUACAUCUGUCUACAAUCCUAGUUUACAUCUUUCUUUUAUGUCUCGCUUUUUAGCCAUCAUCUAUCUUAUUCGUAUUUUUGCUUAUGACUUUACCAGUCUGUCUAUCUAUCUAUCUAUCUCAGUCUUUUCAUAUCUAUCUAUCCAUCUAUCUAUCUAUUGCAGUCUGUUCAUAUCUACCUAUCCAUCAAUCUAA